Thamnophis elegans (Western terrestrial garter snake) is the source of this 1990-nucleotide messenger RNA. RefSeq names its product solute carrier family 38 member 7 (gene SLC38A7). The record is from RefSeq and is a predicted model, not a curated record. Gene Ontology annotation, biological process: amino acid transmembrane transport. Gene Ontology annotation, molecular function: L-glutamine transmembrane transporter activity; L-leucine transmembrane transporter activity; L-asparagine transmembrane transporter activity. NCBI's taxonomy places the organism in Eukaryota, Metazoa, Chordata, Lepidosauria, Squamata, Natricidae.
UCCUUUUCCCGGCGGGCAGGCGAGGGUCGCGGCCGGGAGAGCGCCGGGCGGGGCGCGCGUGCUCGGGCGGGGAGGCGCUUGGCCGCUCCCGGACUUCGCCCCGAUCUGGGAGGUCCGGCCGCGUCACCCGGGGGGGUCUCGUGCCGGAUUCCCGUCCCGGAUCUGGCCUGGGGACCGGCGGGUGUCCGCCUCCUCCUCCUCCCUGUCCCGAGCGGCGCGAGGUUCUGCUGCUGUUGCCCUGCAAGGACCCCCCACCCACCCACCCUCUGGUCCCAAGGGAUGUGUGGCUUGGCUCCCGGGAUAAGCUGGCUUCCAGGAGAAGAUGACUCAGAGCCACGUGGGCAUCAACAGGGACUAUGGCGACUGGGAGUGGAGCGCCGACGCGGGCGAGCGGGCCAGGCUGCUGCAGAGCCCCAGUGUGGAGGAGCGCCGGCCUGCCACCACCUCCAUGCUGGGUGCCGUCUUCAUUGUCGUCAACGCGCUGGGUGCGGGCCUGCUCAACUUCCCGGCGGCCUUCCAGAUGGCCGGUGGAGUGGCAGCUGGAAUCGCCAUGCAGAUGGGGCUGCUGCUUUUCAUUAUUGGAGGACUGGUCAUCCUGGCCUACUGCUCCCAGGCCAGUAACGAACGCACUUACCAGGAAGUGGUGUGGGCUGUCUGUGGCCGAGUCCUGGGCGUGCUGUGUGAGGUGGCCAUCGUGGUCUACACCUUUGGCACCUGCAUUGCCUUCCUCAUUAUCAUCGGGGAUCAGCACGACAAGAUAAUUCCAGUGCUGAUAAAGAGCUGCGCCAGAGAAGGGAGGAACUGCUGGUUCACGGAUCGCAAAUUCACAAUCAGCCUGACGGCCAUUCUCUUCAUCCUCCCCCUGUCCAUCCCCAAAGAAAUUGGCUUCCAGAAAUACGCCAGCUGCCUGAGUGUGAUCGGGACCUGGUACGUCACAAUUGUCGUCAUUGUAAAGUAUUUUUGGCCUGAUCAAGGGAUCUCCCCAGAGGCAAUCACAACUAGCCCUUCUUCCUGGGUGUCUGUCUUCAACGCCAUGCCCACCAUAUGCUUCGGUUUCCAGUGCCACGUAAGCAGCGUGCCCCAUCUUCAACAGCAUGAAGUGCCCGCAGUAAGGUCCUGGGGAGUCGGGACAGCAGCCAUGGUCAUCGCCCUCUUUGUCUACAUGGCACAGGUAGGGAGCGGAUCCUCAAACCCAGCUGCUCGCUCUGCCCAGAUAGUGCUGCUCUCCUACCCCUCAGACGACAUCCCAGUGGCCUUCGCCCGAGCCUUCAUCAUCCUCUCUGUCCUGACCUCCUACCCCAUCUUACACUUCUGCGGCAGGUGACCGUCCUGAGGUCUCUGGUUGCGCUACAAAGGGGAAAGCAUGGAGGAAGACGUGACUCGGGAGAGACGCCGACUCUUGCAGACCUUCUGCUGGUUCCUCCUCACCCUCCUGCUGGCCUUGUUCAUUCCGGACAUCGGCAGAGUCAUCUCGGUCAUCGGGGGGCUGGCCGCCUGCUUCAUCUUUGUCUUCCCAGGCCUCUGCCUCAUCCACACCAAGCUUUCCGAGGUUCAGGAAGCUGGAGGAGUGAGCUGGUGGAUGGUGGUCGGCUAUGGGAUGUUCAUGGUUGUCCUUGGCGCUUUCAUCUUUGGACAGACGACGGCCAAUGCCAUCUCCAUGGAUCUCAGGAAGUGAUCCACCUGCGUACUUCUCUGGAUCUAGGCAGUCCCAUGUGGACCUCCAAGUAGCCCAACUGGAGCCCCAGUUUGGGGGAUGCCUCAGCGUUGACAAAACACAACCCUCCUCUUGUUUUCCUGGUCAGCUCUCUGGCUUCCGGUGGCUGUUGGGAGGAGGGCUGUUGGCUUUCACCUGUUGCCCCCCCCCCCAAAAAAAAAACCCAGAGUUCCCAUGGACUUCAGCGGCUGAGGAGGACGUCUCUCCAUUUAGCCAAGGAGCUCAAUUUCUCUGUGUGGACCAAGGAUGGAAUAAAGUGAAUGUAUUUGAUUGUAA